UUACGCCAGUCACACUCGGAGAAGCGCUAACGGGACAGCGGUUCAGGCCAAUCGCAGUCAGGCCUGCGGAGGCAGCGAGACUAGGGUGGAGACUUCGGAGACUGCAGUUGCAGGUUGUCUUCUCCAGAAAUGGUCUUCCCCCAGUCAGUUCACCUUGAUUCUGGACUGAUCAGCAGGCAGCAUCCUUGGUCAGGUGGGGCUUGCUGACAGGGUCUCUGUUUGGGCAAGGCUGCUGCCUGAGCUCUGAGGUCAGGCUGGGUGCCUCUGGCUGGUGGGUUCCUGCCUACACGAAGCUGUGGGAUGCACUCUGCAGGAAUUCUCUGGCUAAACUUCCUACUCAGUUCUAAGAACAAAAGGAAUUGGCUAUGGAUAAUUCAUAUCAUUUCAAUCAACGAAACUCACGUAACGGACUUCCACCUGAGAAGAAAAACAACUUCCUUGUAUCUGAAGAUCAUGGACAGAAAAUCUUAAGUGUACUGCAGAAUUUUAGAGAACAAAAUGUCUUUUAUGAUUUCGAAAUAAUCAUGAAAGAUGAAAUAAUCCCAUGUCAUCGCUGUGUCUUAGCAGCGUGCAGUGACUUUUUCAGGGCUAUGUUUGAAGUAAACAUGAGAGAGAGAGAUGGUGGGAGUGUCACCAUCACAAAUCUGUCCUCCAAAGCUGUGAAGGCGUUCCUUGACUACGCCUAUACUGGGAAAACACAGAUAACAGAUGAGAAUGUGGAAAUGUUCUUCCAGUUGUCCUCAUUUCUUCAAGUCUCCUUCCUGGCCAAAGCUUGCAGUGACUUUUUAAUAAAAAGCAUUAACCUUGUCAACUGUCUACAGUUACUAUCUAUAUCAGACAGCUAUGGCUCCCCUCGCUUGUUCGAUCACGCCCUCUACUUUGUACAGAACCACUUUUCCUUGCUAUUUAAAUCCAGUGAUUUCUUAGAGAUGAAUUUUGGAGUCCUGCAAAAAUGUCUGGAAUCAGAUGACUUAAAUGUCCCCGAGGAAGAAACCGUCCUGAAAGUUGUCCUUAGUUGGACCAAACAUAACCUAGAAUCAAGGCAAAAGCAUCUGCCUUAUUUGAUUAAAAAAGUCCGAUUACAUCAGUUAUCUGAGGAGACGCUUCGAGACUGUCUGCUCAACGAGGAGUGUUUACUCAAAAGCACGAACUGUUUUGACGUGGUCAUGGAUGCCAUGACGUGCGUGCAAGGUUCUGGCGGACUCUUCCCCGACGCUCGGCCAUCCACCACCGAGAAAUACAUCUUUGUGCACAAAACCGAGGAAAACGGAGGCGACCAAUACACAUUUUGCUACAACAUCAACAGUGACUCGUGGAAAGUACUGCCACAGUCACACCUGAUCGAUCUGCCGGGGUCUAGUCUGUCUAGUUACGGAGAGAAGAUAUUCCUGACUGGGGGCUGCAAGGGGCCGUGCUGCAGAACUGUGCGGCUUCACAUCGCAGAGUCCUACCACGACGCGACCGACCAAACCUGGUGCUACUGUCCGGUUAAAAACGAUUUCUUCCUGGUAUCAACUAUGAAGACCCCGAGAACCAUGCAUACGUCAGUUCUGGCUCUUGACAGGUUAUUUGUCAUAGGUGGAAAGACCAGAGGGUCUCAGGACAUUAAAAGUCUCUUAGACGUUGAGUCUUACAACCCUCUUUCCAAAGAAUGGAUGUCUGUUAGCCCCUUACCCAGGGGCAUAUACUACCCCGAAGCCAGCGCAUGCCAGAAUGUCAUCUAUGUCCUUGGGUCGGAGGUAGAGAUUACAGAUGCCUUUAACCCGUCCCUCGACUGCUUUUUUAAAUACAACGCGACCACUGACCAGUGGUCUGAACUAGUAGCAGAGUUCGGGCAGUUUUUUCAUGCAACGCUGAUCAAAGCUGUCCCAGUAAACUGCACACUGUACAUAUGUGACCUUUCCACCUACAAGGUGUAUAGUUUUUGUCCAGAUACUUGCGUCUGGAAGGGGGAAGGCUCUUUUGAGUGUGCGGGCUUCAACGCAGGCGCGGUUGGGAUUGAAGAUAAAAUUUACAUCUUGGGUGGCGAUUACGCCCCAGACGAAAUCACAGAUGAAGUCCAAGUCUACCACAGCAGCAGGUCGGAGUGGGAGGAAGUCGCUCCGAUGCCAAGAGCCUUAACGGAAUUCUACUGUCAGGUGAUUCAGUUCAAUAAAUACAGAGACCCAUGGUUUUCUAACCAUUUCUGAAAGGAGCAUGUGCUUAGACAUUCUAAAACUAUUCCAGUUCUAGAAACCUACCGUAAAUCUGCUAACCGUAAUAGUUGGCAACAAGGCCUUUACCUCUUAGUAAAAUAAAAUGUACCGUCUGUUAGAGAAUCACUAUGAAUGGAAGCAUAUAUGACUUAGCAGUUGCCAGAAACUUCAAAGACAAAAUACAUUCACCAAACAUUAUACUGAAUAUAACUGAAUCUUGGAGAAUCCAGAACACUUAGUAUUCUCAUCUGUAAAUAAAACUCGUAGGCGUUGCUGUCUUGAUCUUUAGAGUACUUUAUCCAUAAAAGACUAGUAAGAACAAAUCAGUGUUCACAGAUUUGUACUAUCUAGGUGGGGAAAAUCUCUUAAGGUAGUGAAAAUGGAUUAUUUGCACAUUAUAUUAGAUGAAGUGAAAUUUUAAUUAGAAAGAGGUAAGAAGCCUACCCCGUUACUACAGGAGUAAGAGUUGCUGAAUUCCUACCCUUUCUGAUCCUGGCUUAGCUUCUUUUCAGCCCUUCCUUUUUUCCUUUUCCUUUUUCUGUUUUUUUUUUGGGGGGGUUAGGUAAACUUUUCUAAAAUGCUGUGUAUUUCCCUAGGCUUCUAAGCUGUACACUCCACAUGGCUUGACUUUUUUUAUGAUUCAACUCUUCACUAAAAGCAUAAUGUACCAUGCUAUAAUGCCAUAAUGCCAAUGGCAGUUACUGAAAUGCUUUUAAAAUUGCUUAUUCUAUUAGUUCUCAGUGUUCGUUGGUUUCAGUUUCUAGCAGUAUCAUAUCUUUCUCAUUUUCUGGCUCAGGCUCAGUAAAUUAACAUUCUUGAUUUAAUUACUGGUUCUAAGUUACAACCAAUCUGAGUCUAUCAUAACUUCUGAGUGAAGUUCUUGUUUUCCAAGAUGGUGGUCCUCAAAUACUUUUUCUGUAUCCUUGCCAGGUUCCAACAUAAUUGAGGACGGAGGAAAUCUGGCCUCUAGAUCAGUGUGUCCUUGUGUUGAAUUUCGUAAUUUUUUAUAUGUUCAAAUUUGAGUUGCAGUAAGAAAUUUCAACAUU
Molecule: messenger RNA, 3241 nt
Organism: Lutra lutra (Eurasian river otter)
Lineage: Eukaryota; Metazoa; Chordata; Mammalia; Carnivora; Mustelidae
Gene: KBTBD3
Product: kelch repeat and BTB domain containing 3
Exons: 4
Coding region: 366-2189 (607 amino acids)
Molecular function (GO): protein binding
Source: RefSeq, a predicted model, not a curated record